Heterobasidion irregulare TC 32-1 is the source of this 1227-nucleotide messenger RNA. It is a transcript of the gene hft1, whose product is annotated as Heterobasidion Fe transporter 1. Gene Ontology annotation, cellular component: plasma membrane; high-affinity iron permease complex. Gene Ontology annotation, molecular function: ferrous iron transmembrane transporter activity. Gene Ontology annotation, biological process: iron ion transmembrane transport. NCBI's taxonomy places the organism in Eukaryota, Fungi, Basidiomycota, Agaricomycetes, Russulales, Bondarzewiaceae. The record is from RefSeq and is a predicted model, not a curated record. The coding region runs from base 1 to 1227 and encodes 408 amino acids. The transcript has 6 exons.
AUGGCCCGCAACCUCUUCUCCGUCCCCAUAUUCUUCAUCGUCUUCCGCGAGACCCUCGAGGCCGCCAUCAUCAUCUCCGUCCUCCUCGGCCUCGUCGAGCAAAUCGUCAACGACGACCCCGCCCGCCUCGCCACCGCACCCUCCAUCUCUGCCUCCGACGACUCCGAAAAACACGCCCCGGACACGCUCGCCGCCGCCGCCGCCGCCAGCAACAGUGCCGACCCCGAGAAAAAAUCACCGACACCCGAUGCCGCGUCAAGCGAGGGCGAGGCAGACGUCCGCGCCCAGCCCGAGCUCGCAGCCGUCCCCGCCGUCGACGCCCUCUCCAAACGGCGCCUCAUUCGCAAGAUGCGCAUCCAGAUCUUCGCGGGCUCCGCCAUCGGCCUCCUCAUCGCCCUCGCCAUCGGCGCCGCCUUCAUCGCCGUCUGGUUCACCAAGGCCUCCGACCUCUGGGCCAAGUCCGAGGACCUAUGGGAAGGCAUCUUCGAGCUGAUCGCGUCCAUCAUCAUCUUCAUCAUGGGCAUCACCAUGCUCAAGCUCGACCGCGCCAAGGCCAAAUGGCGCGUCAAGCUCGCCUCCGCGUUCGAUGGCCAGCACGUCGACGGCCGCACGCGCACGGGCAAGUGGGUGCUCUUCCUGCUCCCGCUCAUCACCGUCCUCCGCGAGGGCAUGGAGGCCGUCGUCUUCGUCGGCGGCGUCACCCUCGGCCAGUCCGCCACCUCCAUCCCCAUCGCCGCCAUCGUCGGCCUCAUCGCGGGCCUCAUCUGCGGCUUCUUCAUCUACGCGUUCGCGAGCCGCUCCACGCUCACGAUCUUCUUGGUCGUGAUGACGAACUUUAUCCUGCUCAUCGGCGCUGGGCUGUUCAGCCGCGCCGCGUGGUCCUUCGAGAUGCACCACUUUGUCAACAUGUACGUAGACGACACGGGCGGCGACGGGCCGGGCUCGUACAACGUGCACGGCUCCGUCUGGCACCUCGACUGCUGCAACCCCGAGAACAACUUCGACAACGGCGGCUGGCAGAUCUUCAACGCGCUCUUCGGGUGGACGAACUCGGCGACGAUCGGGUCCGUGCUCGCGUACAGCCUGUACUGGGUGAUGGCGAUCGUCGCGCUCGUGUGGAUAAAGUGGCGCGAGGGGCGCGUGAAGCUCGCCGGGCGGUGGGAGAGCGCGGCGGGCGUGAGGAGGAGGGAGAAGAGGGAGAAGGGGGAGGCGGGGCUGCCGCUGUAA